This is a messenger RNA of Syngnathus acus (greater pipefish), 1188 nucleotides long. It is a transcript of the gene calm2a, whose product is annotated as calmodulin 2a (phosphorylase kinase, delta). The transcript has 6 exons. The record is from RefSeq and is a predicted model, not a curated record. Bases 116 to 565 code for a protein of 149 amino acids. Gene Ontology annotation, molecular function: calcium ion binding. NCBI's taxonomy places the organism in Eukaryota, Metazoa, Chordata, Actinopteri, Syngnathiformes, Syngnathidae.
GUUGCAGUAGGUUACGGUUAGUUCAUCGUUCGGGUUGGCAGUGUGGCGACGGUCCGUGCUAGCAUAGGCGUGCAAGGGAUUUUUGUCGUCAACAAGCAGAUCCUUCAACGUUGAAAUGGCUGAUCAGCUUACAGAAGAGCAGAUUGCUGAAUUCAAGGAGGCGUUUUCACUUUUUGACAAGGAUGGAGAUGGCACCAUUACCACCAAAGAGCUGGGGACUGUCAUGCGCUCUCUUGGGCAGAACCCCACCGAGGCCGAGUUGCAGGACAUGAUCAAUGAGGUGGAUGCUGAUGGAAACGGCACGAUAGAUUUCCCAGAAUUUCUGACAAUGAUGGCAAGAAAAAUGAAGGAUACGGACAGCGAGGAGGAGAUCAGAGAAGCUUUCCGUGUCUUUGACAAGGAUGGGAACGGCUACAUCAGUGCUGCUGAGCUUCGUCACGUGAUGACAAACCUCGGGGAGAAGUUAACCGAUGAAGAAGUAGAUGAGAUGAUCAGAGAAGCAGACAUUGACGGCGAUGGGCAGGUCAACUAUGAAGAGUUCGUACAAAUGAUGACGGCGAAGUGAGGGCCUUGUACAGAUUUCAUAUAUAAAUACUUUGCCUUUUAUCUUUGUGUAAUUUAUCUGUAAAAUCUUAUAACCCCCCUGCGUCCCUGCCCCCUACUGCUGUCCAAAGGAACUGCAUGUAAACUGCAUAGGCGCUUGUCCCCAUGUCCCUUUUUUCUUUUGCUGUCAUGGUGUUUGAGUGACGAACGGUCAGCCACGCAGAUGCCUGCGGAGGCCCUCGGGAGCCCAAGGACCGACCGACUCUUCUGUAUUGUACUCUGGGCCUUUUCUGGCGAGGCGACAUUGGAAACCUGUCAGCUGGUUGUAACUUGGCAACACUGUUGGCAUGGAAACAAUGUAGAGGAGUUGAAACUCUGCAUGGACUAUGGACAAAGUAUAUAUGGGAAAUCUCAGCAUUGCACUACUGCAAAAAAAAUAUAUAAAAUGACACGGGUCUAUCUCCUAGGUACUCGUACAAACUUUUUGUAUCUGCUGUUCUAUAUACCAGAAAAUGACAUCUUGCCAUGCUUUUUGUUUUACUCACUCAUUUUCUUUUUUUUUUUUUUUAAUGGCCUCUGGUCAUGCCUCAAACAAUCCAUUCCAAGUUGUAUAUUUUUGUUUUCCAAUAAAAUUUACAAUCUACC